AUGUCAUCGGUCAAGAUCCACCCUCCCAUGAAGGGCCCCUCAGCCUCAGAGGGCCCGCUGCCUCCGCUCAUCGCAACUCCUUCUGGGCUCGCACUGCUUGAGAUGCAGGGGACCAUCAACCUGCCACACUUCAACCCCGACGAAGAUAGUGACAAAUCCGCGCCGGAGGUUCCCAUUGGAAAGGUCGUCUUCCCCGAUUACCACCCAGAAACCCAAGAAGAAGGCAGCACGGCGUGGAUGAAGCGCGUCUUCCUUUACGUUGGUCAGCAUCAGAGGCUUCACGGUGAGGUCAAGAAGCUUCCCAAGGCCAUGGCUAUCAUCCGACGCAGGGAAGAGGCGACAACCGGCAAGGGCGGCGAGGUCGAGGAGGAACUCGAGAUCGCCGAGAUCGUCAAAUACAAGAUCAUGUUCGGAAACCGACCGGAGCCUGUUACCACGGAGACCAUCUCGUAG
Molecule: messenger RNA, 453 nt
Organism: Colletotrichum higginsianum IMI 349063
Lineage: Eukaryota; Fungi; Ascomycota; Sordariomycetes; Glomerellales; Glomerellaceae
Product: Ctf8
Exons: 1
Coding region: 1-453 (150 amino acids)
Biological process (GO): mitotic sister chromatid cohesion
Cellular component (GO): Ctf18 RFC-like complex
Source: RefSeq, a predicted model, not a curated record